UGAGUGUUCCAUUUACACCGGUAUUGUGGUCCUGCAGACAUGUUUCGACCGUUGUUUCCAGCUCUUGUUCCAAAAGCAGUGGAUCCUUUCUGGUUUCCCGUUGAUAAACCUUGUCUCGAUGAAUCUGAAAUAAGUGCGCUGGAAGCUGAUUACAACAAUUGGGCUCAGAGCGUCGGCGAUAAAGACAAUGCUAUAGUACCAAUAGGAAAAACUGCCCAGGAGCAUUAUGAUGAAGAAGAGGAAGAAGAGGAGGAGGAAGAAGUUGAUGAUGAGAGCGACACUAAUGAUGAUGAACUUGACACAGAUAUGGUUGAUGACAGGGAUUCUGCCGAUGAUUUUGACUUUAGAGGCCGCCGAAACAGUCUCAACCUGAUUUAUUUGGAGCGGAGUUUGAGCAUAAAUACAGCGGUCAUCGAGGGUUGACAUGGAUGCCCAAGUAACUGCUGGGAGCUCUCCCAUGUGGGGAGUCUGAAAAUGUAUUUGUGUGGAAUGGAAUCUCGUUUUUGUUAAAGAAUUUUGCAGAAGUCCUGAUCACUGGCUUGAAACUACUCCACAAGUAUUAUGGAAAAAUAAUUUCAAUGAAUUUAAAAUAUUUUUAAAGUUCCAUUAACCUCUCGGCUCUGAAAUCCUGCUCACCGAUAAUCUAAAUAAUUUUGGUAAAACAAUCAUUUCUCAACAAAAAAGAAGGAAAAAAAACUCAAUCCAAUUAUAAAAAUAUUUGUUCUAAUUUGUCAAAUGUACAAGUCUAAAUUUUUUUGUUUUGAUUAAUUUUUGUUCUCUGCUUGAUUGUUUUACAAAUGUAUCAACUGCUUCCCUACACAAAGUUUGUAAUGUUAAUCUUAUCAAGAACAAAACCAUUUAUUUAAUGUACUGAAACCUCACAGUAGGAUCACUGCAGGCUUGUUUUAUGGGGCCUUCAUUUACCUCACCUGGUUGAUUCUCUCAGUAAAACUCUCAUUUAUCCCUGUCUACUAAUAAAACAUACAUUUUUAGACUUCCCUGCAACAUUAAGAUAAAACAAAACUGGUACAAGACAUUUCUUCUUUUAUAUUUCUGGAAAUGCUUGACACGAUAUUGACUUAGGUUACACAAAAUUUGCAAAGUGGGAUAAAUAUUUUAUUACACUUAACAGAUUUUUUGUGCCUAGUCUUUGUCAACAUUGACUAUAGUUAGUGCCCUCAGAUUCUUCUAUUUCUCAAUGGUUUAGUUUGCUUUGUGAUGUAGACCAACAGCCCCCAUCCUGUUAUUUUGAGCCAGGGAUCAGUUUCAUUCAUGACAAUUUUCCCACAGACCAAGGAAUCAUGUGCAUAAAAAUAAAAACACUGUAAAGCACAUAAUAUAUAAGCUAUUGCUUAUGUAAUACAUAUAUAUUACAUAUAUAAUACACAUAUAAUGCAAAAAGCACUCUGCAGACUACGAUAGUCAUUAAACUAUAAAUAAAAUUUAAAAAUUUAUUUUUAUGGCCCCAGUACUGGUCUGCAGCUCAGAGUUUGGGAACUCCUGAUGUAGACUAUUGGGAAAUUUCAUUGUGGGUGGAUGUUUUCACAUCCCAAGGGAUGUGUCAUCUGUAUCACUUUAUCCUUGUAAUACCAGAAAGAUUCCUCAGUUUGUGUAGGGUUAUUUGGAGUAGAGUUUGAGAGUAGAUAUGGCAGUUGGAACUGGUUAGUGUGGGGGUCUCUGGGUCAUAUCUACCAUUAUGUGUAUGAUGUAUACAGAUAUAUACGUAUAUAUAUAUAAAUAUAUAUAUGCACACAUAUAUAAAAUUAAUGUUUAAUAUUUCAUCAAUCUGAACAAUAUAAGUUCAGACAAAGCUAUCUCCAGAUCUCCUGAAUAUAUCAACACAUUAUAAGAUUAUUAUAUUCAAAUGCUUUUAUUCACUUUAUUCCAGCCAAGCAUCUCUUAAAAAUGCAUUGCUAAAUGUCUUUUGGUUUUAAUGUGCUUGAAUACUAUAUAUAGGUUGUAUUGGUGUUGUGAAUGCUAAAGUAUAAGCUUAUGUAAUGAUACUCUUUGCAUUCAUUGGUAUAGAUAUAUACAUGUAUAUAAAUUAUGUAAAUAAUAAUACUAAU
Messenger RNA from Octopus sinensis (East Asian common octopus), 2066 nucleotides. Its product is annotated as anaphase-promoting complex subunit 15. The record is from RefSeq and is a predicted model, not a curated record. Gene Ontology annotation, cellular component: anaphase-promoting complex. The coding region runs from base 40 to 423 and encodes 127 amino acids. The transcript is spliced from 6 exons. Lineage: Eukaryota; Metazoa; Mollusca; Cephalopoda; Octopoda; Octopodidae. Gene Ontology annotation, biological process: regulation of mitotic cell cycle spindle assembly checkpoint.